CUUUGACGUUGCGCUUGGUAACAUAUCAAUCGACUCACUGCACUGGAUCACAUCUCAGUAACAAAUAAAAUGACAGGAGUUGAUAAUUACCAGGCAAACUGCGUUUUCUGUAAGAUUAUAAGGAAAGAAGAGCCUGGAGAUUGCAUUUACGAGGAUAAUGACAUUGCCUGCAUCAAAGAUAUUCACCCAGCAUCGGAUCACCAUUACCUCAUAGUCCCCAAAACGCAUAUCGUCAAUGCUAAAACCUUGCAGAAAGAGCAGGAAGAAUUGUUUGACAAAAUGGUUGCUACGAUCGAUAUCAUUGUCGACCAGCUCCAACUAGAUAAAAACUCUACAAGAACUGGUUUUCACUGGCCUCCGUUUACAACGGUGAAUCAUUUGCAUCUACACGUUAUUUGCCCCGUGGAAAAUAUGAGUUUCAUCAAGAAUAUGAUGUUUAAACCUAAUUCCACGUGGUUUGUUAGUACGGAUUAUGUGAAAUCACGUUUCACGGAGACUAGUAAAUAUUGAAUUUUCAAUGCAAAAGUACAAAUAAUCAUUUGCCAAACACAAACCGAUGGUGCAGGAAAUAAGAACAAAAUUUUACAUUUAGUUAGCAGAAGGCCUGGGAAAAAUGCCGAUAUCAAACAUGCGUUGCCACUCUUUACCCUCAGGAUAAGCGUAGU
Copidosoma floridanum is the source of this 665-nucleotide messenger RNA. RefSeq names its product adenosine 5'-monophosphoramidase HINT3. Lineage: Eukaryota; Metazoa; Arthropoda; Insecta; Hymenoptera; Encyrtidae. The record is from RefSeq and is a predicted model, not a curated record. Gene Ontology annotation, molecular function: catalytic activity.